Messenger RNA from Lithohypha guttulata, 1146 nucleotides. RefSeq lists its product as uncharacterized. The coding region runs from base 1 to 1146 and encodes 381 amino acids. The record is from RefSeq and is a predicted model, not a curated record. The transcript has a single exon. Gene Ontology annotation, cellular component: SAGA complex. NCBI's taxonomy places the organism in Eukaryota, Fungi, Ascomycota, Eurotiomycetes, Chaetothyriales, Trichomeriaceae.
AUGUCUGGGCGUACGGCUGGCCGUCGGGCCGGUCGAGACAAUACCAAGGAUAACCAACACGACUUUGAGUUAGAGAUCCUGAACAACGUGCUCGAAUCCAUUCGCAAAGCCAAGGAACUUAACGAUGCCUCGGCUCGUCUUGGUCAGGAGAUUCUUGUCCUGGAGGAGGAGAUGCGGAACUCGUCCCCAUCCGCGACACCAGACCAACACCGUAAGCUGGAUGAGUUGUAUAGGAAGAAACUACGAAAUGCAGAGGCGGAGAGGAAGGUACACGAGGAAGAGGAUAUAGCGAGCAAGAUUGCGAUCUUGGCGACAAUGAGGGGAAAUGAUGAGCCAGUCUUGAUAAGUAGAGGGGCUGGAGGAGGGAAGGCCUCAAGGACCAAGCAGCAACAGCAGCAGCAUCAACAAGAGAAACAGCAACAGCAACAGCAACAUAGACCUAUCAUCGAGUCAGAUGUCUCAGUAGACGGAAGUGGAGGUGUGAGCCCAGCAGAAACCACAGCAAGCACAUCAAAUAUCCGAGUCGACGUCUUGAAACGCAAACAGUCAGGCUACGGCCCUCGAGGCUCAACACCAUCAUCAGGACCAGGUCGACCCACGACCACAUCCUCCACAGCAAAAGAAGCACUCAGCAGUACCCGUGACGCUCCUAAAGACACAUCCACGUCAUCAUCAACCACAGACAGCAGUGACCAGCCUCUUCAUCGUGGAGUCCUGGCGGAGAAGAAUAACGACCUCAAAAUCGGCACUGAAGUCUUCUACAAAUACUCCAAAUCCGUGGCCGACGAUGUGGGCGUUGGGAUUCAGUGCAUCAUCAAAAAAGUCCACUCCGAUCGACGGCCUAUAAUCUACGACGUGCAAGACCCCGAACCUGAUCCUUCGGGGAAACAGAGUGUUCACCGAGCCACAGCGAAAGAUCUAUAUCCGAUACCGAGCUCGAGUUCAUUGGGAAGUGAUGCCAAGGGAGUGACGUUUGCGCCAGGAGCGACAGUGUAUGCGAGGUAUCCGGACACGGAUACUUUCUACCGGGCGAAGGUGGUGAGAGGGUUGAAAGGGGGCGAGUACACAUUGAGGUUCGAAGGGGAGGAGGAUGACACGGAGAAGGGAGUGGAGAGGAGAUUUGUCUUGGAUACUCGGAUGCGAUAG